Molecule: messenger RNA, 1457 nt
Organism: Cryptomeria japonica (Japanese cedar)
Lineage: Eukaryota; Viridiplantae; Streptophyta; Pinopsida; Cupressales; Cupressaceae
Exons: 2
Coding region: 220-1236 (338 amino acids)
Source: RefSeq, a predicted model, not a curated record
ACCUUACUUGGAUGACCAAAAUCUGCCAUGCAAAACUAAUUUGCGAGCAGGGAAAGAAUUUGUUCCUCAGGGCUAGAGUGGGCACUCAAGAAUUGCCUGAGUGCCUCUCUGUGUUAAAAUUGCCACAUUUAUUUAAACCCCUCCUCCAUGUGGAAAUAAUUAGGAAACCUAUUAUUAAUGCAGCAGGUUUGUACAUCUCUCUGAGUUUUUCUAGUAAGCAUGGCCAUGAACUUCACUGGAACCCUGAGAGCUAGAGCUGCCACAGUUAGACUUGAAAACGUUAUUUCUAAAAAAUCUGCUGGAGCAACAAAUUUAUUUGGUAACAGACAACAAAGUUUACGGCUUACAACAUUUUCUCAGAAAAUAAGCAGUAAGAAAGGAGUUAAUGGUUGUAAGAGUUUCCAGAUCCAACCUCAUCAAAGUCCUGGAUAUUGCUCCCAUGCCAUCCCACUUCCUGGACCGGAUGUGUCUGAAUCAAGCCCACCAGAUAUCACUCAAGGUUCGGAAGAAUGGUUUGCCUUGAGAAGACAUAGGCUGACUGCUAGUGCAUUUAGUACUGCCCUUGGUUUUUGGGGUGACAGACGACUUGAGUUGUGGGAGGAAAAGGUAUUUAGAAAGGAGGGUUUUGUUUCUAACAAAGCUAUGUUGUGGGGAUCUAAUAAAGAAGGCACAGCUGUAGAAAGGUAUAAAGAUAUUACAGGGAACGUUGUGGAGCAAUUGGGGUUUCAGAUAUAUCACAAGGACAAUGAACAGCUCCAAUGGUUGGGGGCAUCUCCUGAUGGCCUGAUUACAAGAUCCCUUUCUGGUGUUGUUGAGGAUUCGGGUGGCAUCCUAGAGGUCAAAUGCCCAUUCAAUAAGGGGAAGCCUGAGCUUGGGUUACCUUGGGCCUCAGCACCCUACUACUAUAUGCCACAAGUACAAGGUUUAAUGGAGAUACUUGAUAGAAAUUGGGUGGAUUUAUACUGUUGGACUCCCACUGCAAGCUCAAUUUUUAGGUUACAGAGAGACUGCGACUAUUGGGCUUUGAUUUUUGAACCACUCAGAGAGUUCUGGCUGGAAAAUGUUGUACCUGCAGGACAAGCUCUAGAAACUCAUGGGAAAGAUAAUGUCUAUCAAUAUAAGCCUUCUCCACAGCACAGUUCCACAAAUCAUAUCAUAGCUCAGAGUAAAGUAAUAGCAAAAAGGGCUCCAUUGAUUUGCAAGGAAAUUAGUGGACAUGUUGAAUUUUUCUUAUAGUGAAUUGGAGUAUUGUAUUGGUUUAUAUGGAUGACCAAUUGAUUUUUAAGUGAAUUAGUGGCUAUUGUAAUUUUAUUUCUAAAUCAAAAUUGAAAUUGGGGUGUGCUUUUGCAUCUCAGCAUCCCUUUAUUCAUUUGGAAAUUUUGCUAUAUGCAUUGUAAGUCCUCAUGGACGCUGAUGGAUUGGUAGAAAAUAUCCCAUUUUGAUUGGCUUCUUAUUUA